This is a messenger RNA of Strongylocentrotus purpuratus (purple sea urchin), 1100 nucleotides long. RefSeq lists its product as uncharacterized. The record is from RefSeq and is a predicted model, not a curated record. The coding region runs from base 63 to 1100 and encodes 345 amino acids. Lineage: Eukaryota; Metazoa; Echinodermata; Echinoidea; Camarodonta; Strongylocentrotidae. The transcript is spliced from 3 exons.
GCCCAGUCUUGGUGACGACUCGCCCAUGGAGAGCAGUAGAGUUUAGAUCAGAUGGUGAUCUAAUGAAGCUCUACACAUUCAUUCAUGUUGAGGGUUUCGACAGAGAGAAUUUGUCAGUUUACAUUCACAAAUACUUUCCAAACAAUGAUGAUAAAGCAAAUCAGCUUGUCCAGUUCACCAAUGAUAAUGAUAUCAUAUCUGAAUACAUGGCCCACUAUCCUAUAUAUGUAGCCAUGUUGUGUCUUAUGUGGAAACAACUUGACGAGCCAAAACUAAAGGAAUUGAAAUCACUGAAAACCUUUUCUCAGAUAUUCAAUGAAAUGAUUGGCUUUCUAAAAGAACAUUAUGCUCAGAAAGAGGUGAAGAAAGUAGGCAGCCCCUCACUUAUUGCCUUUUUGAAAAAAAUUGAUGAGCUCCUUGGACCUAUUGCCAAACAGGCCCUCAAUGGUCUGCUAGAAAAUACAUUGGUUUACAGUGAAGAUGAUUUCAAAAUAUGCCCAGAAUCCAAGGACACUGCCUGUCGGGUUGGGAUUUUGUCUCAGGAGGACAGAAUUACCACUAGCAUGGACAUGCAUGAGAGAAAUCCUCAUGUGCAAUUGCCUGUCUUCUUUCCCCACAAACUGUUUCAGGAGUAUAUGGCUGGAGUCCAUCUUGCUUCCCUAUAUGAAUCAAAUCGUAAUGAAUUCAACAGGCUGAUUGAGAAAGUAGUGCUGCCAAGGAAGGAGGAGUUUAGGUAUCUCCUGUACUUCACUGUGUCACAGAACAAAAGCAUUGCAACCCACAUAAUGAAGUCUAUGCUACAGGAUAGAUUCAUGAACAGAUGGACUUCACAGCAGGAACAGAAUAUAGAUUUCAUUGUUGAUUUAGCCUUUGAGAGUCAGGACCCAGAUGUAGCAGCCUUGGUGAAGGCCGGGAUUUCAUCAGAGAAGAGUGUGAUAUGCAUCACGUCAUCAGCACACACUGUAGCUGCUUAUGUAUUCACUGGGGUACAUUUGGUUUCACUCUCAAUUCAGAGAGGAGGUGGACCUACUAAGUCACUUGAUGUGGCUGAGAUGAUAUGCACCAUGCCAUCCUUAAAGAAAGCUUUUCUACACGAAUGA